Molecule: messenger RNA, 929 nt
Organism: Cajanus cajan (pigeon pea)
Lineage: Eukaryota; Viridiplantae; Streptophyta; Magnoliopsida; Fabales; Fabaceae
Product: transposon Tf1-107 polyprotein
Biological process (GO): DNA integration
Molecular function (GO): nucleic acid binding; zinc ion binding
Source: RefSeq, a predicted model, not a curated record
UUUCUGACAGAGAUCCAAGGUUUACUUCAAGGUUUUGGCAGACUCUACAUCAGGCGUUGGGAACGAGAUUGAGGUUGAGUUCCGCCUAUCAUCCACAGACAGAUGGUCAGUCGGAAAGGACAAUUCAGUCACUAGAGGAUCUUCUGAGAGCUUGUGUGUUGGACCAUCUGGGUAGCUGGGAGGAGGUGUUGCCAUUGGUAGAGUUUACCUAUAAUAAUAGUUAUCAUGCGAGUAUUGGCAUGGCACCUUUUGAGGCUCUAUAUGGCAGGAGGUGUAGGACUCCAUUAUGUUGGUAUCAGGAGGGUGAGUCAGUAGUGGUUGGUCCAGAGUUAGUUCUUCAGACUACUGAGAUGGUGAGACAGAUUCAGGAGAGGUUGAGAGCUACUCAGAAUCGACAAAAGUCUUAUGCUGAUAAGAGGAGGAGACCUCUAGAGUUUGAGGAGGGAGAGCAUGUGUUUCUCAGGGUGACACCCACUACUGGAGUGGGAAGGGCUGUAAGGGCCAAGAAACUCACACCGAAGUUCAUUGGUCCUUAUCAGAUCCUUCGUCGUGUAGGUCCAGUAGCUUAUCAGUUGGCGUUACCUCCGAUUCUGUCCAACCUGCAUGAUGUGUUUCACGUUUCACAGUUGAGGAAGUACAUCAGAGACCCGAGUCACGUGAUAGAGAUGGAUGAGGUGCAAGUUAGAGAAAACUUGACUUACGAGAAGAGACCGGUAGCUGUAAUUGAUCACAAGUUGAAAGAGCUUCGAGGCAAGUCUAUUAGCUUAGUGAAGAUUCUUUGGGAUGCAGCUACUAGUGAGGCAACCUGGGAAGAAGAGAGUCGGUUCAAGGAACAGUAUCCAUUCCUCUUUUCAGGUAAGCCUAUUUUCGGGGACGAAAAUUCUUAUUUGUUGGGGAGUAUUGUAACAUUGUAAAAAAAAAAAAAAAAA